Molecule: messenger RNA, 1823 nt
Organism: Trematosphaeria pertusa
Lineage: Eukaryota; Fungi; Ascomycota; Dothideomycetes; Pleosporales; Trematosphaeriaceae
Product: Clavaminate synthase-like protein
Exons: 3
Coding region: 453-1613 (386 amino acids)
Molecular function (GO): dioxygenase activity
Source: RefSeq, a predicted model, not a curated record
CCUACCCCCCACUCGCUGGUUGCUUCGCACUCCUCCGCUCCUAAACGGACACGCUAUCAUCCGUAUGUACUCACAUUACAGGCACGGCACGAUGCGGCAUUUUAAUCGCAGCACAGCACACAGCAGCCGCGUUUGUGAACCAGGAUAGCGAAGGCUAAGUUUAGUGGUUUCCUUUUCUCGCCUCAUAUCUGCCGGCGCUGAGAUCUGUCAAACCGUAUGGCCGUAUACUAAUUGGAUCUUGUUGAGACUGCCAGGUGUCUGUGGCAUACAUUUGCGCAAUUCGUAACACUCUCAUUGUGCUCACAUUCGAGCCCUAUCUCCAAGUAUCGUAGCUUGGACGCUUCUAGAAGUAUUCAAGCAAUCCUCGUUCGAUCAAGAAAUAAGCAAGACUUCCUGAUCUCGACCUCUACGCUUCAAUACCUCGAAGGGUAAUACGUUAGAUUGUGUCCAAGAUGGCUUCUCUCCCAGACCGUAACGGCAGCACCGACCCAUUACCCAACGGCAAGAACCACCCAGGUACCGCAUCACGCCCCACAGCGACCAUGACUCCCCCGCCAUCGCCUUUAUCCUCCGCGAAGUCCUUGCCUAUGAUCGAUAUCUCCUCCUUCCUGGACCAGUCUUCCACCCUCGAAGCUCGCCAGGCAACUGCAUCCUCCAUAAAAACGGCCUGUAUGGACUACGGCUUCUUCUACCUCAUCGGUCACGGCAUCCCCGUCGCCAAACUCGGCCAAAUCGUCUCCCUCGCCCGCGCAUUCUUCGCGCUUCGCCUCGAGGAAAAGAACAAGAUCAAGCGCCAUGACGCCGACGGACCGGAAGGCGGUGAUGGUGCACGCGGGUACCAGAGUAUGGGUGAGAACAUCACACUCGGGCGUCGCGACAUGCAUGAGGCAGUCGACCUGUAUCGCGAAUGGGAUCAUGCAGAGAAGCAAGAAGGGAAGGGCGGACCUGGGACAUGCAAGACACUUCAAGGGCCUAAUCUAUGGCCUGCACAGCCGGAGGAGCUUAAGCCCGUCUAUCUCGACUACAUCACCCAACUUCAACACGUCGCGGAAGCACUUGUGCGCGCAAUGGGCGUAGCGCUCGACCUCGGCCCCAGCGUUCCCGGCGCAACCAGGAGCACUGAAGAUGAGGAAGUCUUCGUCCGCAACACAGAUCAGUCCUUCUGGGUCAUGCGCAUGAUCAGGUACCCAAAACUUGACAGCCCGGCUCUAACAGAGGAUGAAGACAUAACCCAGUUCUCAUGCGGUGAGCACACGGACUACGGCUGCGUUACUUUGCUCCUCACCGAUCCGACGCCCGGCGCUCUGCAAGUCCUGCUCAAAGACAACACUACAUGGCUGAACGCGGACCCCAUCCGCGGCGCCUUUGUUGUGAACAUUGGGGAUAUGAUUGAGCGGUGGACGAAUGGGUUGUGGAAGAGCACGCGGCACAGGGUUAUCCAUCGCGGGGAUGGGUACAGGGUUUCGGUGCCAUUUUUCUACGAGCCGAAUUUUACGAGUUUGGUGAAGCCGUUGCAGAGGUGUGUUGAGAGGAGCGGCAAGGAGCCGAUACAUGAGGGGAAUACGUAUGGCGAGCAUUUGCUGGGGAAGGUGUUUAAUAAUUUUUACAAUUGAGUAAUGGAGCAUUGCGGAGGAUGCGGUGAGGAGGUCUGUUGGGAUGGCCUGUUGGGUGGUUUUGGAGGGGAGCCGCCGCGUUCAAUGGUUGGAUGCUUUUUAUGCGAAGGAAGCGUUGUUGCCAACAGCGCCAGUUAUGCGAAUGGACUAUGAAUCUCUAGGCUCAUGAUGAAGAUCUUCAACGUAUGAAUUCCGAGUGCGCUUGUAAAG